AUGCAGCACACGGCGGCGCUGCGGCGGUCCGGCGUCGACGCGCGCGCGUGCCAUCCCGGUUUGGUGUGGACGCCCAUGAUGCGGGGCUUCUUCGGGCCGCGGCUCUGCGCCUUCCUCGGGCCCGUGCGCCGUCGCUUAUUUCGCACGCCGGAGCAGGGCGCCGCGACGGUCCUCGCCGCGGCGCUCGAGGAAAGUCUCGAGGACGCGGACGGCGACCUGAUUUACUUCGUCGACGGGAGACUCGCGCCGCGAGCGGCGUCGCCCGAGGCGCGGACCCAGGAGCUGCCGCCGGACGUCGCCGCCCUGCUGCGGCGCGGCGUGUCGUAA
Aureococcus anophagefferens is the source of this 327-nucleotide messenger RNA. RefSeq lists its product as hypothetical. The record is from RefSeq and is a predicted model, not a curated record. Lineage: Eukaryota; Pelagophyceae; Pelagomonadales; Pelagomonadaceae. The transcript has a single exon. Bases 1 to 327 code for a protein of 108 amino acids.